This is a messenger RNA of Corythoichthys intestinalis (scribbled pipefish), 3358 nucleotides long. Its product is annotated as gastrula zinc finger protein XlCGF57.1-like. The transcript is spliced from 3 exons. Bases 254 to 1816 code for a protein of 520 amino acids. The record is from RefSeq and is a predicted model, not a curated record. NCBI's taxonomy places the organism in Eukaryota, Metazoa, Chordata, Actinopteri, Syngnathiformes, Syngnathidae.
UGAAAAAGACUGGCCAAGGCGGAGCAGUUUUUUCUUUGUGCACGUUUUGUUUUUCCUGGAUUUCAGUUACUUAACUAAAUCGAAGUUUCGACGACGUGUCCAGCACUAGCCACAUUACGGACUCAAACAUCAGUCAUCUUCAAAUCUGGGCACUCGGUGAGGUUUUGUCGCCUACUUUAGCCUAGCCUAGCUGGCCAACCGCUAACAAAGCUGCAAGGCACGUCGUCAAGCGUUCAGAAAUCAAGUGAGUAGUAUGUUCGCGAGAACUACACCGGCUGCAGAAAAGUUGCAAAAGGAACUUUGUGGAGUGAAAGAGGAGCCCCCGCGUCACCAAGAUUCGACUGUGUGCAAAAUAAUGCACGCAAUGGUUGUUCUUCGCAGACUAGAAGAUCUAUAUGUCAUCCAAGCCCAUCGUCUUGAGCACCAGGAGUCUUCUUGCGUCAAGGGGGAGGAGGAAGAGUCACCAUACAUCAAGGAGGAGGAAGAGUCCGUUCACAUUAAAGGUUUCAGAAAAUACUUCAGUGCUGAGCGGCAGCUGCCAGACUAUCCUGGCGUGAAAGAGGAUGUUGAGCUCCCCCAAAUCAAAGAGGAGGAGCCAAAGCCCUGUCAACAGAAGCAACUUCCAAUCAAAAAGGAGGAGGAAGAGCUGCCAUGUGUUAAAGAGGAGGAAGAGGAGGAGCAUAUCACCAGGUCGACUGGUGAGCCCUUGAAGAGUGAAAAUGGUCCAAGUGAGGCCGGUAGAGGGGCGGAGCCUCCAAGCGGCAGCAGCAGCAGCAACUCGACAGAAGGAUUGCAACCAGACAUUUUCAUCGCUCCGUCAGACAGAAAUGGCGCCACGUCACACUCACCUUACAAUGAUGAUGUCCGUAAGACAUCACACGGUGACGACAAACUCUGCAAGUGCUCUCAGUGUGGGAAAACCUUUGCUAAUAAGUAUACUUGUCGGACACAUAUGAGGAGUCACACUGGUAAAAAGCCUUUUCCCUGCUCAGUUUGUGGUCAAGGAUUUUCUAAAAAAGGAACCUUAAAAAGACACAAAGGAACCCACACUGGCGAAAAACCUUUUUCCUGCUCAGUUUGUGGUCAAAGAUUCAGGUGCAAGAGCAACUUAAACCGACACACAAGUACCCACUCUGGCGAAAAACCUUUUUCCUGCUCAAAUUGUGGUCAAAGAUUCAGUCAAAUGAGCACCUUAGAAAGACACACAAGAAUCCACACUGGUGACAAACCUUUUUCGUGCUCAGUUUGUAAUCAAAGCUUCAUUGAAAGGGAAAACUUAAAAAUCCACACAAGAACCCACACUGGCGAGAAACCUUUUGUCUGCUCAGUUUGUGGUCAAAGAUUCAGUCAAUUGAGCACCUUUAAAAGACACACAAGAACCCACACUGGUGACAAACCUUUUUCCUGCUCAGUUUGUAAUCAAAGAUUCACUGAAAAGGUAAACUUAAAAAUCCACACAAGGACCCACACUGGCGAAAAACCUUUUGCCUGCUCAGUUUGUGGUAAAAAUUUCAGUCACAAGAGCAACUUAAAACGACACACAAGAACCCACACUGGCGAACAACCUUUUUCCUGCUCAGUUUGUGGUCAAAGACUCAGUUGCAAGAGCACCUUAAAACAACAUACAAAAACCCACACUGGCGAAAAAGCUUUUUCCUGCUCAGUUUGUGGUAAAAAAUUCACUCAAAAGCAAAACUUGAAAAUACACACAAGAACCCACACUGGCGAAAAAGCUUUUUCCUGUUCAGUUUGUGGUAAAAAGUUCACUCAAAAGCAAAACUUGAAGACGCACACAAGAACCCACACUGGAAUUUAAAAAAAAAAGUCAAAGCAAAAAAUGCUUUUUUAAUCGAAGCAAUAAAUUAAAAAAAUCAUGGGGAAAAAAAAAGUUAACAUCGUAGCACACCAAAAAAAGUAUUGGAAGCUAAUUGUGCCUCCAGGUCAGUUAGUUUUGGAAGUUGAAGCACGAUGACAUGGAGGACAACUUGGAACGGUUCUUGCGGUCAAGAGAUAUCCCUCACGCGCAUAUUACGCGCAUGAAAAAAGACAAGUUGCAUAUUCACACUGUCAACAUUAUCGAUGUCAAAAAAGCAGCAUGGAUAUGGACACCUCAUACUGUAUGUUGCCGCUACCGUUGUGCCUGUAAUGUAAAUUAGGUUAUAGCAUGCAUCACCAAGUGUUGAAAAAAAUGCAAUAUUAUUACAUAGGGAUAAGGUAACUGAAUAAGACGCUACGCACUUCAGGUGCACGGACCUUCGCUGGGGACUAUGACAAAGCAUUAGUAUAAAUACUUCUAUUGAUUAUAAUUUGAUGGAGAUGAGCCAAAGGAGUUCUUCAUCCACGAAGCAGAGUCUAAAAUAUCGAGUCAGGAGAUGCAGAAUAGUAAUUAUAAUUAGUAUAAAUACUUCUAUUGAUUAUACUUUUAUGUAUAUAAGCCAAAAUAUUAAGGAUUUCCCUGUUUGUGAAACCGAUUCUAAAAAACAAGAUGCUUCAAUAUUGUGGUUUUCAAUGGAGGUGAAGCACUAUGUAAAGUAAGCAGUUGUUUUACGAAAAAGUCAAAGGUUCGCAGUGAGUCAGCAACAGGCAAACUUUUGCGAAAUAGACAAUGUUUAUUGAUUAGACAUUGCAAAUAAAUGAAGUUUAUUGAUUACAAUCCCACAAAGGCAAGCAAAAACAAAUAUAACACAGAAUAACCACCGCGCUAGGUCUAGAUUGUCACUGAUAACAUCUAAAACCCCUACGAUGCAGUUUAAACACACACAAGCACAAGAAACAAUGGCGCUAGAUAUAUUAGUUGUCGAAGCUAAAACACCCCCACGCCACAGCACAACGAGUUCCCUGAUAAUGAAUCAAGCUCCCACCUGUCGACAAUGAGCGGAGAGCCAAACGCUCCUGGUCUGAGCAUUCAAGGAACCACGCCAAGCGAUCACAUUAAUCCUCUGGCAGACUCUGGCGUGGCCCGGAAAUGUCCGGCUCUUUAUUGGCACAUGCCACGUGAGAACAGAGAUGGCCACCCCCUGCUCUCAGGAGGCACACUGCCUGCCCAAAAAUGGUAAUCUUAACAUGUUUUGCUCAACCUCUUAAGGAGAUGAGUCUCGUGUCCAAAUAUGAUUGGUUCACUCGUUGUACUUUUUAGCAGCAGCUGGUUCGCAUCAAAUAUCUUGGUUACCAUAACAAUGAGCAAAACUGCGUCAAAGUGGCAGGCAUAACCUGAUAAGAAGUUGUACAGUCAGUCCAAAAGAAUGUGUGCUCAUAAAAACAGCAAUACACAGUUAGUUACUCUUUACUACAAAGGCAGUUAUUGCUAUAUGUGUGUAGUUAUAUACAGUGCCUUGCAAAAGUAUUCGGCCCCCUUGAA